Messenger RNA from Daldinia childiae, 1041 nucleotides. RefSeq names its product Alpha-ketoglutarate-dependent dioxygenase abh1. Gene Ontology annotation, cellular component: cytoplasm; nucleus. The coding region runs from base 1 to 1041 and encodes 346 amino acids. The transcript is spliced from 2 exons. NCBI's taxonomy places the organism in Eukaryota, Fungi, Ascomycota, Sordariomycetes, Xylariales, Hypoxylaceae. The record is from RefSeq and is a predicted model, not a curated record.
AUGACUCUUGACCUGGACGCUCAUGAGCAACCAGAUGAAGAGCUCAAGGCUACGUGGAAAAAAUAUUCGAGGACUAACCAUGAGGAAUUCACGAGUCAUCCAGACAUAGAUGAGCUACACCCCCCGAACACUGUGGGCGCAUUCAAGCUAGCAGGUCAUAUCCCAAGUGAAAAUCUCACGACUUCUUUUAAGCAACUCGAAGGUAGUAACUGGGAUGGAAAUCAAACCAUUGAAGAUGCCCCUUUCUAUUUCCAUCCUCUACUCCCAGGCUUGCUUAUAUUUCCCUCCUUAAUACCCCCAAGAACGCAGAAAGCAUUGUUAUACCGCAUGGUUCAUAGGGAUCUAAGCAAUCCUACCCACCAGACUAACUUACACUUACACUAUGAUCUUCCUUAUUUAGAAGGACAAGAUAAGGCAGAUAUUGAUUCCCGGUCUUUCUUCUCUUACUCUCCAGAAGCAUCUGCGAAGUUCCUGCCAAAAGACCCCACUGUUCACAAGUCGCUGUCUAUCAAGCAAGUCCUUGAACGGCGGUUAUCUUGGGUUACGCUCGGGGGGCAAUACGAUUGGACCAAUCGAGAAUAUCCUAACCAAGCUCCUCCUAAUUUUCCUCAUGAUAUUGCCAAUUUCCUUCAGACUCUCUUCCCAGAUACUGCUGCCCAGGCUGCUAUUGUCAACUUUUAUAGCCCGGGAGACACGAUGAUGAUGCAUCGAGAUGUUAGUGAGGAAUCAGACAAGGGUCUUGUAAGUCUCAGCAUAGGCUGUGAUGCAUUAUUCAUGAUCGCGCCAAAUGGCUAUAAACACACGUCGACCGGUAGAGAAGCUUCCGAGAAGCCAUACCUUCUUCUGCGACUACGAUCCGGAGAUGCCAUCUACAUGACCCAAGAAUCACGAUAUGCUUGGCAUGGUGUACCAAAGGUUCUUAAAGGCACCUGUCCAGAUUUCUUAGCCGAUUGGCCGGCAGAAGGCGACAAGUUUCAAGAAUGGAAAGGAUGGAUGCGGAACAAGCGCAUUAACUUGAACGUCAGACAAAUGAAAGACUGA